AUGGCAACCUCCUACAAUCCUAACAUCUCCAAUGGCACUUGCUACUACACCAAUGGUCAAGAGGCACCCUCCGAAUUCAUUCCAUGCGGAAACGCAGCGCUUGGUCACAUACCAUGUUGCGAGUAUAACGACAUAUGUUUGUCCUCCAAUGCUUGCUACAACGCACCGUAUGGAGUGACUUACCUCGCUGGCUGUACGGAUGCCGACUACGAAGAUUCGGCUUGUCCUGAUAAAGGCGAUUUUGGAGGCAAGUGGUCGCUCUAUCAGACUUGGGCCGGUCUAGUCUACUGCAAUGGGACCUCGAAUGAAUGGGUGGCUUGCGAGGACAGCGGAAGCACAGUCUCAGAUCCAUCUUACUGCUACUGCCCAUCCACUUCAAGAACAGUUGCCUUCACCGAUUCUUCGAGUCUCACGGACAUCAUGUCCUUACCCAUCACUCUCGGUUCGAGCGUCUCUUGGAAAGACUUCUCAGCCUAUGCUUCAGCCUAUGCUUCAGCGCAGUCGCUAUCGUCAGCGGCUUCCUCCAGCCCUAGCCUGACACAGCUGCUCCCCUCCGCGUCAUCUACUACGGCUGGGUCUCCUAGUGUAUCACCCUCUAAUCAAGCCUCUCUGGUUACGUCGACGGUAUCUGUACCAUCUCCUUCGACGUCCGCUGCUGCGGUCUCGACACCGGGACUGAGUACUGGGAAAAAAGUGGGAAUUGCUAUGGGAGCAGCGGCUGCCGCAGUGAUACUGUUGCUAUCAGGAUUUCUGGUGUUCCGGCACAUGAGACGCAGACAAAAACAUGAGGAGCCACGGAAGCCGCCUAUGAUGGAUUUGACUCGACCACAUUCGGGUGAUGACCAACCAGAUCCAGAUAUGAGGAGUCCUGCCUGGUCCGGUCACAAAUCGGAAUUGGCAGCUGAUGAGACUACACGUGCCUCGCCUGCACCUCUUUAUCAAGCGUUCACGGAGCGGCCACAGAGCGUCGAAGUUGAGGGCAAACCAGCUCGAUUGUCCCCAGCUCGACUUACUCAGGAUGGCGGAUAUUCUUUGCCCGGGCAAAAAGGUACAUACUACGAGAUGGCCGGUUGA
Molecule: messenger RNA, 1074 nt
Organism: Exophiala viscosa
Lineage: Eukaryota; Fungi; Ascomycota; Eurotiomycetes; Chaetothyriales; Herpotrichiellaceae
Exons: 3
Coding region: 1-1074 (357 amino acids)
Source: RefSeq, a predicted model, not a curated record